Molecule: messenger RNA, 3815 nt
Organism: Melanotaenia boesemani (Boeseman's rainbowfish)
Lineage: Eukaryota; Metazoa; Chordata; Actinopteri; Atheriniformes; Melanotaeniidae
Gene: pals2b
Product: protein associated with LIN7 2, MAGUK family member b
Exons: 14
Coding region: 263-1993 (576 amino acids)
Cellular component (GO): plasma membrane; cell-cell junction
Molecular function (GO): protein binding
Source: RefSeq, a predicted model, not a curated record
UGGUAGUCUGCUGCGGGACCAGGACAGACAGCUGAGGGGGCUCUGAAUGUCCAACUGGGACAGUCCGUGGACUACCGCGAACUCUCACGCACGAUACACAGGUCUUCACAGUUGACUGAUGAGCAGCUGAUAGGACUGAGCUACUCCGAUUGGCACAGAGUCAGCAGUGCCAGACAAGACAAGUUUGGAGGACAGAAGACAUAGUUGCUACUACUGGUGGUUUACUAGUGGUUAGCCUUAGCAUACUUGUGGGAGCUUGGCGAUGGUCACAACCAUGGACGAUCCUUGUCCCAAUGGGGUACAGGAGAAGGAGGAGAUGCCCUCAGGACAACCUGGCGUGGAGGGGCCCCCAGCUGUGCAGUCCCCCCAGGGAGCAGAUACAUCUGGAGCCAUGCAGCAGGUGAUGGAUAAUCUGGGAGAGGUGCCCACCUCCGCGGGUGCCAAAGACAUCGACCUGCUUUUUCUGCGCGGCAUCAUGGAAAGUCCCAUUGCUCACGAGCAGCUGGAGGAAGUGAAGCUGGAGGCGGUGCAGGACAACAAUGUGGAGCUGGUGACAGAGAUCCUGGGUGACAUCAGCAGCCUCAAGGUGAAAGACGAUAGUGCGGCUGAACUGUCCAGGAUUCUCCAGGAGCCGCACUUCCAGUCUCUUUUGGAGGCCCACGACAUGGUGGCAUCAAAAUGUUAUGAAGUCCCUCCUCCGGCCGAUACGACCAAUGAUGCAGCAGUGAACAGCGCUCUCAUGCAGGCUGAUGCCGUGCGCAUGAUUGGCAUCAGAAAGAAAGCUGGGGAGCCACUGGGUGUGACAUUUCGUGUAGAGAAAGACGAUCUGGUCAUUGCCAGAAUCCUUCAUGGCGGUAUGAUUGACAGACAGGGUCUGCUCCAUGUCGGUGACAUCAUUAAGGAAGUCAACGGGAAAGAUGUUGGCAACAACCCCACUGAGCUGCAGGAGAUGCUCAAAGACUGUAGUGGAGGGAUCACAUUGAAAAUCCUUCCUAGCUACCGAGACGCUCCUGCACCUCCACAGGUGUAUGUGCGGCCAUACUUUGACUACGACCCAGCCAAUGACAAUCUGAUCCCUUGUCGAGAGGCAGGAAUGGCCUUCCAGAAGGGUGAGAUCCUCCAGAUUGUCAACCGAGAGGAUCCCAACUGGUGGCAGGCGUGCCAAGUAGUGGGCGGAGCCACAGGACUGAUACCCAGUCAGUUCUUAGAGGAGAAGAGGAAAGCUUUUGUGCCCAGAGACUUUGAUGGAUCAGGAAUUCUUUGUGGCACCAUAGCUGGAAAAAAGAAGAAGAAGAUGAUGUAUCUUACAGCCAAGAAUGCAGAAUUUGAUAGGCACGAGUUACAGAUUUAUGAGGAAGUAGCAAAAGUUCCUCCGUUCCAGAGGAAGACCCUGGUUCUUAUCGGGGCUCAGGGAGUAGGUCGACGCAGCCUGAAAAACCGACUGAUGGUCCUCCAGCCUACUCGCUUCGGCACCACCAUACCAUACACCACACGGAGGCCAAGGGAUGAGGAGUUAGAUGGCAACUCCUACCACUUUACCUCAAGGACGGAGAUGGAGGCGGACGUCAAAGCUGGCCGCUUUCUGGAACACGGCGAGUACGAUGGUAACCUCUAUGGCACAAAGAUCGAUUCCAUCCAUGAGGUGGUCGCCACAGGGCGCACCUGCAUCUUGGAUGUAAACCCACAGGCUCUGAAGGUAUUGAAAACAGCAGAGUUCAUGCCCUUCGUGGUGUUCAUUGCAGCACCUGAUUUUGAUACUCUCAAAGCAAUGCACAAAGCUGUGGUGGAUGCAGGCUUCACAACUAAACAGCUCACAGAUGUGGAUCUGAGGAAAACAGUGGAUGAAAGUGCCCGGAUCCAGAGGGCUUACAGCCACUACUUCGACCUGACCAUCGUCAAUGACAACCUGGAUAAGGCCUUUGAGACAUUACAGGCUGCUGUGGACAAACUGUGCAAUGAACCCCAGUGGGUCCCAGUGAACUGGGUAUACUGAGGACCAGCACCAGUGCUUCCACUCUCUGCUCUGCAUGGGUCACAGUGACCCAUCAGUGUGUGUGUGUGUGUGCUUCUGACCACAAAGGCCAAAGAAGAGGAGAAAGGAGGGAAGAGAAACCAAUGAAAAUAACAUAAUUGAUGAAAUUUGAUCUCUCUCUCUUCUCUUGGGCCUGCACACUGUGCAACUUUUUCUACUCAAAACUCAAAGGGAAAGAGUGCUUAUUUAUUUUAUACAUUUUUAUGAAAGAUCUUUCUAUUCAAUGUUUGAUUUCACUGAGAAUGAAACAAAGAAAAUAUGUAUGUGGGCCAUGUUCUUGAAUUAAUUUAUUGUUGUAGUUCUGUGUCAUUUUGUAGUGGUUCUAUUUAAAGUUUUGUCAGCCCUUCUCCCUCACACACAUGAUCACCAAAGCUCCACGAUGAGGACAAGUAAAGGCUAUGGAUCUUGGAGAAGUUAUUUUUACAUGUCAAAGCUAUGCCUGAUCAACCACUGUAGCUGUUUUAUUUUCACCUUGAUACCACUGAAUUCUUUAGUGUUUUUAAGUCGCUGGCCCCGAACCUUUUAAUCUGUGUCCCUCACUGGAUCAGUUGGGUUAAUCAAGAGUUUUAAAACCUGUUUGUGCAAAAGUACUCCAGUGUGCAGAAGAAAAACUAUUUAGUAAGUAGUUUUUCAAAUAUCAAAUUCUCUCAUUUUUCUAGUUUUGUUUCACAAUUUUAUUAUUUUUUUUUAAAUCAGUGUGAUUUAUAGUGUCUAGUGUUUGGUCUCAGAUGAUCCUCAGCUUUACACUUGACCUGUCUGUUUAGUUUUAAGUGACGUUUAAAGCAUCAUUGCCUGACAUCUUUUACCGUUUUCACAAGCCAGUUUCUUUCAUGUUUUGAUUUUUGUGAAUGCAGCACACCCCAGUCAGUCCUUAACGGUUCUUAUGUUGAGUGUCAUAGCAUGCCAAAGUCCUGAACUGGGCUCCAAAUAAAAUUUAAAACCCACAGUUCAAUGAACCGGUUGAAAAUAAUGUGACUUUGAAUGAUACAUGCAUACAGCAAAGCCAAACUGCCAAAUGCUAAAACUGUAGCAUUGCUAUAUGUCCUCUGUUUUGUAUGUUUUUCUCAAAAAAGAAAAAGAAAAAUCAAGCAACUUCAGUUUCAUUUGCAAAUUAUUUGCUCUGAAACUGUUUUGCAUUUCUAGGGGUAAAAAAAAAGCAAAUAACUGAUCUUGUAUGACAUUAUUUGUUAAAUGUAAGUUUCAAAAUCCCGAGAUCAAUGUGUGCCAGACCUGCAGUCUAAGUGUUUCCUCAUCAACCCCAUGUUUGUGUUUGUUUGUACAUUUUUUAUUAGUAAAGUUCUAAUUAAUAAAAUUGAAAAAGAUCUCAAUAAAAAUAAAUGAAAAAUAUGUGCUGCAUAUUAAAAUAUACCUCAAAGAGCUGACUAUUAAACCCCAAUAUGCUUUGGUACAGAAAAAGGCAGUUAAAUUGAAUGGGUCCAUCAUUAAACAUUGAAACUAUCACCUUCUUUAUGUUUAACAUGUUUAAAUUCUUUAACAAGACAUAUGUAUGACAUGGUAUUUAUUAGUCUUCAAGUCAGAUCUAUGAGUGCUUGAAAACAUACAAAAAGCUUUAAUUGUGAUUAAUGUGUGUUAAAAUUCAUGUUAAAAUGUGGACCAUAAGUUUCAUCCAUCUCCAGGCUUCUACCACUGCUGGGAAAGGAGGGAGCUGGUCAUAUGUCUGUUACUGACAGCCUUGUAUCAAAAUGUCUGGGGGAAAAGACCCCUUGUACUGGUAAUUUUUUUGAAAAAUCUAAAAUAAACCAAAAUGUGAUUCUUUUUUUUU